This is a messenger RNA of Rhodotorula toruloides NP11, 1209 nucleotides long. RefSeq names its product 26S proteasome regulatory subunit N10. Gene Ontology annotation, molecular function: polyubiquitin modification-dependent protein binding. The transcript has 7 exons. Gene Ontology annotation, biological process: proteasome-mediated ubiquitin-dependent protein catabolic process. The record is from RefSeq and is a predicted model, not a curated record. NCBI's taxonomy places the organism in Eukaryota, Fungi, Basidiomycota, Microbotryomycetes, Sporidiobolales, Sporidiobolaceae. Gene Ontology annotation, cellular component: cytosol; nucleus; proteasome regulatory particle, base subcomplex. Bases 1 to 1209 code for a protein of 402 amino acids.
AUGUCGCUCGAAGCCACGAUGCUCGUGCUGGACAACAGCCAGCACUCGCUGAACGGCGAUUUCCCUCCGACUCGGCUGCAGGCGCAGGCGGACUCGGUGUUCCAGAUCAUGGGCGCAAAGUGCAGGGCGCACCCGGAGAAUGAGGUUGGGUUGAUGGUCAUGGCGGGCAAGGGUCCCGAAGUCCUCGUCACGCUCACCCAGGACGAAGGCAAGCUCGUCGCUGCACUGCACGGAGUCAAGUCAGCUGGAGAGGCGGACUUGGUGACGGGCAUUCAGGUGGCUCAGCUCGCACUUAAGCAUCGCCAGAACAAGAACCAGCGGCAGAGGAUUAUCGUGUUUGUCGGCAGCCCCGUCAAGGAGAGCCAGGCGUCGUUGGUCAAGCUCGGCAAGAAGCUGAAGAAGAACAACGUCGCGCUCGACAUUGUCUCGUUCGGCACUCCCGACGUCGACCUCUCGAUCCCCUCUCUCCCCUCCGCCUCCUCCUCCUCCUCCUCCUCCUCAGCGCCCGCCUCCCCCGAAACAAACGACACCAAGCUCUCCGCCCUCGUUGAAGCGACCUCCUCAUCCGACAACUCUCACUUCCUCUCCGUCGAACCGGGCCCUUACCUCCUUUCGGAGAAGAUUGCGCAGAGCGCGAUUCUGAGGCCUGAGGGAGCGGAUGAGGAGAUGGGUGGCGGUGGAGGAGGAGGCGGGGAUGAGUUUGGAGUUGACCCGAAUUUGGACCCCGAGUUGGCGAUGGCCCUCCGCAUGUCGCUCGAGGAAGAACGCGCGCGCCAAGCCGCCGCAACAGCCGCGACCUCGACCUCUGCCGCCGCCGCCCUCGAGCCCGUCCCGGAAGGCGUCUCUACGCAAAUCACGGACCCUACGCCCGCUACCGAGCCCAAGGGGGCGCAUCUCACGAGCGCACCGGAGACGACUGAUGCGGAUGUGAUGCGCUCGAGUGGGCCUUUCCGCGGGGAUGAGGAAGUGCAGAUGCAGGUUGGAGGGGAGGGGGAGCAUGCGGCGGAUGAUGCGGAGGAGGAUGAGGAUUUGAGGAGGGCGUUGGAGUUGAGUCGGGCGGGUGAGGAGGGAGGAGAUGUCGAGAUGGGAGGGUUGCCGGGGGUGGACGACACGGUCGAUGGGGAUGAGGAGGACGACAUUGCACGGGCCAUUGCGCUGUCGAUGCAGGAUGCCGCGGAGGAGGAGGGCAAGAAGGACGAGGGGAAGUAG